AUGUUGAAACGUGGAGCUCAAGGCCCUCAUGGGUCUAAGGAAGACGAGGGUGCUUUCGGGAUGGCCAGUACCCCGGAUGAAAAACCCCACCGGGCAACAGCGGCCCAGUUAGCCAGCAGAAAGAUUAAGGAUGUCCGCAAACGCCGCGCUCCAACUCCCACAACCGGUGGAGGCGCAUCUGAUGCGUCUUCGUUCAACCCUUUUGCAUCCGCGGUCCCGGCCGCGGCAUCAGCACCUACCCAGUCGACUGGGUUCACAUUUGGUCAGACUCAGAGUCAAAGCUUCCCUGGGGCAAGCUCAGGGCCUAGCCAGGGUGGGAUUUUCUCGUCGGGCACUAACGGCCAGGCGAGUGGUCAGGCGUCGUUUGGGUUCAGCGCGGGCCCUACCUCAUUUGGAUCUGCACCGUCAAGCAAUCCUUUUUCUGUAAACACAUCAUUCGGCGGAACUUCCCAGUCAAGUACCAAUGGAUUCAACUUUGGGGGAUUCAAUGCCGGAAACCAAUCCGCUCCGUCGUUCGGUGGAUUCGGAGCACAACAGAACACAAGCACUCCAGCAAAGCCCACCCUAUUUGGGCAGUCUGCCGCACAUAUCACUUCGCCUGCCGAUGACAGCAUGCAAACUUCGCCUGAUACCAAGCCCAAGGGAGCUUCCAUGUUCUCACCGAAGCCAGCCGCAGGUCCCUCAGCACUUAGCAAUCCAUUCUCGAAUCUUUCGGGGCAGAAUGCUUCCAGCAAUCCAUUUGCACCAAAGACAAUUGCAGCUGAGAAACCAGCCGACAAGCCUGCGGAGACCCAGCCUUUCAAGCCACUUUUCGGGUCAACGCCCGCCGCUUCAAAGCCUGCGGAUGCAGAGAAACAGCAGCCGACAGCCAGCAAUCCAUUUGCAAACCUGUCAGGGCAGGCUUCAACCAGCAGCACUAACCUGUUUGCCCCGAAGACAACGGCAGCGGAGCUAAUUCCUGCGAAGCCCGUAGAGGCGGCAAAGCCUUUUGGUGCUCUUUUCGGGUCGACCUCCACUUCUCAGCCCUCGGGGCCUGCUGGCAAUCUGUUUGCGCCCAAGCCAGCGGCAGAAGAGCCGAAGGCAAGCAAUCCGUUUGCGAACCUAUCAGCGCCGAGUUCAUUUGGCGCUUCGUCCUCACCGAAGGUUACAGAGACCGAAAGUUCUGUAAAGGCUGCCGAAGCACAACCGUUCAAGUCCAUGUUCGGUACACCUGCAGCAUCGAAAGUUUUGGAGGCUGGAAAGGAACAGACGGCUGCGCCAGCAUUUGGGAACAUUUUCUCGCCAAAGCCAGCCGCUGAGAACGCAGCUGCAAACCCUGCAGCGGACCAGCCGUUCAAGUCCAUGUUUGGUACACCUGCAGCAUCAAAGGUUUUGGAGGCUGGGAAAGAACAGACUGCUUCGCCGGCAUUUGGCAAUAUGUUCUCGCCAAAACCUGCUGCUGAGAGUACGGGUGGAAAGCCAUCCGAGGACAAGCCGUUCAAGCCCAUGUUUGGAACACCUGUGGCUGAGAAGGAACAAUCAGCAGCGAGUAGUGUUUUUGCACCGAAGGUGACAAGUGAAGGGCAGACUCCUGUACCUGCCAAGACCUCACAAUUCGGCUCAAUGUUCGGGGCGUCUCCUGCACCGUCGAAGUUUGGAGAAGAAAAGACAGCCCAGGUGACACCUAGCAAUCCAUUUGCGACCCUGUCAGGGCAGAACGCGUUCAGUAGUCCAUUCGCGCCAAAGCCGACAGGACAGGCUGCAACGCCCCAAGCACCGAGCACUUCUCUCUUUGGUGCAAGCACAGCAGUUGAGAUCAAUAAAGACAACAACAUCGCAGCAGCUCCGAAUGGCUCAUUGACUAGCCCAUUCACCGCUGGGCCUAAGGUGUCAAAUGAAGCUCAAACGGAAGGUGCGACGAAAACUACCACACCUCAUGUGUCGUUCGCGCAGUCUCCACGCGACAAUAAAAACUCGUCUUGUUUACCUGUCUCCUCUUCCUCUUCCUCUCCUCUCCCCUCUUCCUCCUCAACUUCUACUGUUUCCAACACUUUCACUGCUUCAGACCCUGACAGUCUUUUCCCUCGACCUGAUAAUCCUGUGUCAAUUGAAUAUCCUGUAUCAACUGAAGAUUUUGACGCCAUGCCGCUCAAACGUCUUUUCCCCGAGAAGAAUCGGGAAGAGCUCAGGGAUCGAGCCAACUUGCUCAUGAAGAUUGGCGUCUUGACUGAGUCGUUCAAGCGUGAGGUCGCCAAAUGCGAUCCCAUGACAGAUGAUAUUGACGAAGUCCUCAUUCUUUACGCUGAAAUUCGCCGUGAGCUUGGUGUUCCCAUUGGGUCAACCAACCCUGAAGAAGAUGCCAAACGCCCUGCCACCAACAAACCCGAUGCCCCCAAGAAAGCGACAGAUGGCAACGCGCCUUCUCAGGUUCCUACCCCGCCGGCAUUUGUGCCUCCUGCUCUUAAUGAUAGACGCCCAGCACCUUCUAACGGGCCUUCUGGCGGAUCUACUACUUCCUCCAAGUUCGCGCAAUCAUUCUCCGCUCCGGCUCCGGUAACUACUUCUGCUGGCGCUUCUUCCGCCUCGAUUGCUGGUCCUUCAUCUCCGGCCGCGGUUCCUGUUUCCGCUGCUCCUGUCGCUCCGACUAAGCCUUCUCCUCCCACUGCCAGCCCUGUUGCCACUCUUGCAGCCCCCCCUGCCGUUGGACUUCCCAAGUUUGGCGAUGCAGCCACUUCAACCACUACCUCUGCUAUUGGAGCCCCUAAGUCUGGUGGUGCGGCUACUUCGACCGCCGCCCCUGCUUUCCAAAUUCCCAAGUUUGAUGGUGCGGCCACUUCAACCGCUGCCCCUGCUUUCCAAAUUCCCAAGUUUGAUGGUGCAGCCACUUCAAAUGCUCCCUCUGCUUUCCAAAUGCCCAAGCUCAGUGGCCAAGCUACUGGCGUCAAUUUUGGCGACCAGUUCAAAUCACAGUCGGACAAGACCCUCGCUGAUGCAAAGGCCAUGAGAAAGGCUGCAGAGUUUGACUCCGAUGAGGAGGAUGAGGCAGAGUGGGAGCGCAAAGAUGAGGAACGCCAACGCGCGAAGCGCGCUGAAAUCGAAGCUGCAGCUAAGAAGCGUGCCGUUUUCGUUCCCGGUGUGGGUUUCAAGUUCGCUGAUGAUAACACUGAGGAGCCUGCUACAUCUGCCGCCCCUGCCACCCCUCUACAGGAUGACUCUGCAGGUACUAUCACUCCCACCCCUGAUAUCUUCCCUCCCUUUGUUACUCCCUCGACCGCCGCUUCUACUAGACCAAACGGUACUCCCUCUGUGUCUUCCUCAAAACCCCAACCCCGGUUCCCCACAUCAUCAUCUCCUCAAUCUUCUGAAUUCUCGACUCUCGUUGGAACAGCCCAGCGUUCGCCUGCAGAUGCCGCACUCUUUGGGGGGAAACCUGGAUCCCCGCCUCCUCUCUUCGGUGCAUUUGGUGCGGGUCCUCCUAGCUCCUCUAUCGGCUCAUCGGUUUUCGGAUCAUCCGCUAAGCCGGUCCCAGCCUCGCAGAACAUUUUCGGCGGGCUCAAGCCGACCUCACCGAAACGCAAGACCUCCGCAGAUGAAAGUGACAACGACGAUGAUUCCCCCGCAAAGAAGCCGAUGUCCUCUCAGAACAUUUUCAGCGGGUUCAAGCCAACCUCGCCCAAACGCAAAGCCUCUGUUGAUGGAUGUGACAAUAAUGAAGAUGAUUCCCCCGCAAAAAAGACGAAGCCGUCGCCUCCCCCUUCUUCUGUUGGCGCCAGUAUGUUUGGACGGGUCUCCGCUGCACCGAUGGCUCCUUCGACCAAUUCCUCCCCACUGCCCGUGAUGUCCUCCACUCCCUCGGCCCCUGCUACUGACCCCAUUUCCACCUCCACUGAAGAUGAGGACGGCGAACCCGGUGAAAUUUUCGAUCUGACAAAGGGCAACGGCGGCGAAGAAGAAGAAACUGUUGUGUUUGAAGACAAAUCCCGGGUUUUCAAACUUGAGGAUAAGUGGUACGCCAAAGGAACCGGUCCCGUCCGCCUUCUGAAGCACCCUGUUACUGGACGUGCGCGGAUUGUUGCCCGUGCCGACCCGAGUGGAAAUGUCACCUUGAAUAUUCUCCUGAAGAAAGAGUUUGACUACAAGCUCACCACCAACAGUGUCCAGUUCCUGGUCCCCAACGAGACUGGGGAACUCAAACAUUGGGCCGUUCGAGUGAAGGGUGAGAGACUGCAAGAGUUCCACCAGCUGAUCAACGAGAUCAAGAACUAG
Molecule: messenger RNA, 4245 nt
Organism: Penicillium expansum
Lineage: Eukaryota; Fungi; Ascomycota; Eurotiomycetes; Eurotiales; Aspergillaceae
Exons: 2
Coding region: 1-4245 (1414 amino acids)
Biological process (GO): intracellular transport
Source: RefSeq, a predicted model, not a curated record